Molecule: messenger RNA, 3392 nt
Organism: Chara braunii
Lineage: Eukaryota; Viridiplantae; Streptophyta; Charophyceae; Charales; Characeae
Source: the annotation of a GenBank genome assembly
ACCGGUCCUCCGAUGCUUGCCUUACCUGAUCCUGCCACUAACGCUUCGAUCUCUGCUGCUCCGACGAUGUCGCAACGAUCUGUGGGUGCUGCCAACAGCGGGUAUCAACAGCCUCGACCUGGGUGGUGGAGAGCCAAUCAAGAACGCCUCAAUGCUUGCUACAAUAAGUAUUUGGAGGAUAAGGAGAAGGAGGCGAAACGUAAAGAGGAGGAGGAAAAGCAGAGGCUACGAAAGGAAGAGGAGGAUCGUAAAUUAGAGUGGAAACGUGAGAGAGAACAGCCUGAGUUGGAAAUGGGAGCACGAUUGGAUAAGAGGUUGGAGUUGUUGGGACUAUCGAAGAAGGCGACCGAAACGAGAGACGGAUGUAGCAAAAGCGGGGAGGAUGAGUUGACACGACUCAAACGGGAGAAUGAUGAACUUAAGAAGAAGCUGGGAGGAGAGGUCAGUAGGAUAGAGGAUGAUAAGGUUCUCCGCUUGCAAAGGGAGAUUGCCGAGCUAAGAAGGCAAGUUACGAGUAGACAGACGGACAACGACGAGAUUUACGCCUUAAAGAAAGUAAUAGAGGAAUUGAGAAGCUCGGCGUAUGUUAAGACCAACUUUGAGUCUGAGAUUGCUUGUCUUCGUUCUGAAAUCAACUUGCUCCGGGAUAUGACUUCGUGUGCUGAGGAGGAGGCCUUAGACCAGGUAAUAAGCGUGGGAAUGUGGCGGUCUCUACUCCGGAAUGCUCUCACAGAGGUGACCCUAAGCCACGGUGGACCGACAACGUUAAAAGCCGUGCAAGAGCGGUUGAGUAAGUUGACCGCCUCCGAUGAUGCCGAUGAGCCGACCACUGGUGGGACGAAUUUGAAGGAGGAACUGGAAGCUGCUGCCCUGCGCUCUGCUAGGAAAGGAAAAAAGGCUACUCCCGGGAGGGAAGCUGCGAAGGCUGUUGACAAAGGAAAAAGUCAUACGGUCAACGAUCGCCAUGCCUUUGUGGAGAAUCUUAAGAAGCAGUUACGUACGUUGAAGAAAUCUGGAUUGGAGCCUUAUUGUAAGGAGGCCGGGAUUAAGCUUGGCCGAGUCGAAGAAACGAUUGAUGCUAUUGCGGAGUAUCGGGCCAACCAGGCCUUUCCGAAGAAGGAGAAGCGUCAGGAGGACGGGGAGGAUCGUUCGGUGCAGAAUAUGGAUGACGAUGACGAGCAGACGGCGGCUGGUACCUCCGAAUAUGUCGAUGAACAGAGUUGUGUGGAAAAUAAGGUUUCUACAGUAGGCAUUGCGUGUGCAAGUGGUGAUCGGUUGGGGGAGAAUUGGAAAUUGUUGAAACGAAAAUUUGGCUCCUCGCUGGUUCAUUUCGGAGACUGUGUGUUGCCGUUGAGGAAGAGCAGAGGGUUGUUUCUAUCUGGGAAUUUCCUACUCUUCUCGGCUAUUGUCCCGUUUAUGUCUCGUUCGCUGGUGUUGAAGCCUUCGCUGGCUGGUCUUCUGUCUGAUCCUUCUUCUCGGACGGAUCUGUGGAAUUGGGAUUUCCCUGUUCUCGUCAGGGCUUUCUCGGCGAUUCGAAGUUUUUCUGAGAAACGUAGCCGCUAUCGGCUGCGUUUGAUUCUGUCUGGUGUUAUCCGUAGACGUUUUGAUGUCAAUGUUAGGCGUCGGUUGAUCAUUCGGAUUACGUACGAUGAAGUUUUGUGUAAAUCUGGCAUUCGGGCCUUCUGUGCUGACUGGGUUAUGAGGGCUGAGGCAGAUGAGGAGUGGAAGAGAAUGACUGUGCGGAGAAUGAGGGUUGUUUGGGUAAAAAAACGGAGUGUGGGUACGUUGUUAUUCAACUUCCGGAAGUACGCACAGGAGGGCGUGUGCGAAUGCACAUGUUCGUCGCUUCUGCACCUCCCAAGAGUAGAUGGCCAUGUUGUUUUCCGCAUGAAUGAGUGGGAUGAUGCGCCAGGGUGGAUGCGCAGCAAUAAGAACAUUGCUCGACCUAUGAGAAAUGAUGUGGUUAGUCGCUUGAAAAGUGAGAUUUCUGCCUCCUUCCUUGAAACUGGUUUCGGCCUAUCCCCUAUUCGACGGAAUGACUUGAAGGGUUGUGUGAAAAGCAUGGGAGCGGACUCGAAGGAUUGGUGUACGGAAGAGGAGGUUAAUGUGUGGAAGGAGAAGAUGUGUGGGCUGGUGAGAACCCCUAUCGACCAUAAUGCUGGGGACACCGUGCUAUGUUGUCCUAUCAAGUAUCGUGAAGGGAUGGACAAUCUGUUCCUAAAUAACCCAGGGUUCGUCAUCCGAGAAGAAGAAGAGGAUGCGUUGAAUGAGGUGUCCCGAAGGACUUACGAAGAGAUGGGAUUGGAAGGGUUUGCGAAAUGGGAUAAACAGGGUAAGCUGGGAAGAGCCUACGUAAUUCCUAAGCACAAAGAUGUGUCUAGGUGGAGACCUAUCUGCCCUUCCUUCUCGGAGUGUGGUGUGAGGGCUAGCCGAAAGAUCUCAAUGGCUAUCAAUCUUCUGAUCUGGGAGUUACCAAAACGUUCUAAUUUUAAUUUGAAUUGCACGGAUCUGUUGGUGGAUUCCUUGGAUCGUAUUAAUAAGGAUCUUAAGAAGGGGGAGGCGUUGCUUACUGCUGUGUCUGAUGUCAAGGAGAUGUUCUGCAACCUUCCUCACGACUCUAUUGUAAAUGCCUUGGAUUGGUUAAUUGACUUUUGGUUGUUGAAGGGAGUGGGAGGAGUGUUGGUUAAAAGAAGGGGUAAAGGGGCUAAACUUCUACGAGGGAAGCGUGAGGAAGGAUGUCAGCUGGUGGAGUUCAACACCAUCAGGGACUCCUCGUGUUUUGACCUUGAACAUACGUUUCUCUCUGCUUGUGGGCGACGACUGCAGCAGUUGACAGGUAUCCCCAUGGGCAAUCCCACUAGCCCUGCAGUUGCCUGCAUGUUAUGUAUUUUCUCUGAGUUCUCCUUUCUGUCAUCUCUCGGUAUUGAUUGACAACUGGUGUAUGGGGUUCGCUUGAUUGACGAUGUGUCCAUUUUCGCGAGAUACCGUGAAUCUGAUCAUGAGUCUUUGUGCAGAGCCAUGGAGAUCAUGAAGUUGUUUGAGGGCUGCUACGAUAAGAAUCUGGUCCUGGAGUGCACGGAUAGAUCGAAGUGUUGGGAUUUUCUUGGUUGCGUUGUGAAUGUGUUUGAAUGGCCAGUCGGUAUUAAGUGCGUUGCUGUUCAUAAGAACCAAAGAGUGGUGUUGAAGGACGGGAUUCGCUUCCAAAAUUUGCAAGAUGAUUGCUCUUAUACGAGCAAACAGCAGAAGAUGGCUGUGGUGGGGUCGCUCCUGCAUCGGGCCAAACGGUUCACAUCUGUACCCGGAGCGGAAGUCGCCUUUCUUUUGUCGCUGAAAGUGGAAUUGAGGUUACGGGGGUUCAAGGACGAGAUCUUCGAUAAAUCACUUGUUAACUU